This is a messenger RNA of Hippocampus comes (tiger tail seahorse), 1255 nucleotides long. It is a transcript of the gene cptp, whose product is annotated as ceramide-1-phosphate transfer protein. The record is from RefSeq and is a predicted model, not a curated record. Gene Ontology annotation, biological process: ceramide transport; intermembrane lipid transfer. Gene Ontology annotation, molecular function: ceramide 1-phosphate binding; ceramide 1-phosphate transfer activity. Bases 90 to 746 code for a protein of 218 amino acids. Gene Ontology annotation, cellular component: membrane; cytoplasm; cytosol. The transcript has 3 exons. Lineage: Eukaryota; Metazoa; Chordata; Actinopteri; Syngnathiformes; Syngnathidae.
GCGCAUUUGGAAAGCGACCCGGAAAAAAAGCUUCAAUUCCGUUUGGCAGGUUUGGGAAACACCUGACAGGACAGUUCCUCCGACCCACAAUGGCUGAUUCGGUGGCGUCAGAUGAUCCGAAGUUUUGUUUUGAGGAGGUUCUGAGCACUUUCAAGGUGUGUCUGUCUGAAGACAAAGCUGUCAUUCUGGAAAACUAUGUGUCUGGCUGGCGGGGUCUGAUAAAGUUUUUAAACAGCUUAGGGUCCGUCUUUAGCUUCAUUUCCAAGGAUGCCAUCAAUAAGAUCCAGAUCUUGGUGAAUUUGCUCAAAGAAGAUACGCACUCUCACUACAUGACCGUGCAGUCCAUGGUCCGAUACGAGCUGGACAACAGCCUGGUGGACAUCGACAAGCGAGGAAGCCAUCCUGAAUCGGGCACUCGUACCCUCCUGAGGCUGCAUCGCGCACUCAGGUGGCUGGAACUCUUUCUGGAGCGGCUGAGGAUCAGCAGUGAGGAUAGUAAGACGUCCGUCAUGUGUGCCGACGCCUACAACGAGUCCCUCGCGCACUACCACCCGUGGGUGGUGCGCAAGGCGGCGGGCUUGGCCUUCUGCGUGCUACCCGGUCGCCCCGCCUUCUUUGAGGUCAUGAAUGUGGGCCCCCCCGAGAAAGUGGUAGCUGUUCUGGGAGAAGCCGUUCCUCUCAUUUCGGAAGUGUACCAGAUUACGGAAGAACUUUAUGCUAAAAACAAUUUGCUCAACUUGCCAUAGAAACAUCUCAACAUGACUACUGGUGACUGGUGCUAGGGACUGUGCAAUAGCUGCAUGUUGGAACACAAGUUAAUGUCUCCUGCAAUCAUCUUUUAAUGUAAAAUCAAUUAAGGAUUGUCAGCUCCAUCUUGGAUGUAAAUAAAUAUCUGGUGGAAGGGUCGUCCGAGGUCAGAGCCGCUCAUCUUCACCAUAACUUGUCAUGUGAAAUAUUUUAUGUGCAACUGGGGAUUUUUAUAGAUCAAAUACGUUGUCUGAUUUAGCUAAAGACACAUUUACAUGUAUUGAUUACAAUGAUGACAUAUUUGAUGUUGCUCCAUUAAUGUCAGUACAUUUCUGUAGCAUCCAUUGAAUGUUUGACCACAUGAAUGAAUUGUUUUGUCUGGUAGAUGAAAUGAUAAUAAGCUAAAAAAUAAAAAACUUAAUGAACAGCAUUCUUAUCAUGUUAUAUUACUUAAAUUACUGUACUAUUUGAAUCAUUACAUCCAAAUAAAGAAAUCCCAUAUUACAUA